Mycotypha africana is the source of this 309-nucleotide messenger RNA. RefSeq lists its product as uncharacterized. Gene Ontology annotation, biological process: protein import into mitochondrial matrix. Gene Ontology annotation, cellular component: PAM complex, Tim23 associated import motor. The transcript is spliced from 2 exons. Gene Ontology annotation, molecular function: ATPase activator activity. Bases 1 to 309 code for a protein of 102 amino acids. The record is from RefSeq and is a predicted model, not a curated record. Lineage: Eukaryota; Fungi; Mucoromycota; Mucoromycetes; Mucorales; Mycotyphaceae.
AUGGGUUUCGUAGUGGCAGGUGCAGCAACUGCUGGCCGAUUGGGCAUCAAGGCCUUCCAAGAAUAUCAAAAGAGACCAAAAGCACCGAGACUCUCAAAAUUCUACAAAGGAGGGUUUGAUCCAAAAAUGAAUAAAAGAGAAGCCGCCCUCAUUCUUGGUUUGAGGGAAGCAAAUAUGACAAGGCAGAAAAUCAAAGAGGCACAUAGAAAGAUCAUGUUGUUGAAUCACCCAGAUCGAGGAGGCUCACCAUUCCUAGCGUUGAAGAUUAACGAAGCAAAAGAAUUUUUAGAAGGAAAAGUGAAGAAAUAA